AUGUGGGUGUGGGUAGGGGUGUGCGUUGCUGUUUCUCGCUGGCUGGCUCUUCCUCAGUAAUGGCCGCAGGGCACGGCAGAGUCAUGAAGGCACUGGUGAAGGAGAGCGCCGGCCCUUCCUACGUGUACAAGGACGUGCCUGUACCCACGCCCCGCGGUGACGAGCUGCUGGUGAAGGUCGGUAAGGUGGCGCUCUGCGGUUCAGAUAUCGCCCUCUACCAGUGGAACAACGUCGCCCAGAAGAUAGCUACUGUCCCGUUUACCCCUGGCCACGAAGUGGUGGGAGAGGUGAUGGAGAUGGGGGAGGAGGUGGGGGAGGGGUUUGCUGUUGGAGACAGAGUCUGUGUCGAGAACCACUUUUUCUGUGGCCGCUGCUACCAGUGCACGCAUGGUGUGAGGCUGUUUCUCAGUUGACUUUGGUCUUUUCAUGUGAGGCAUCUUUUUGAGUUCUCCUUUCUCUCCUCCCUCUCUCCUCCCUCUCUCUUCCCCCAAGAUCUGAGGCACAUCUGUCAGAAUCUGGACCAGUUUGGCCACGGAAGAGGGACAGUGUACGGAGGGUGUUCAGAGUUCACCAUCGUUCCGUCUCGCUACGCCUACCGUCUUACAACUGACCUUGAUGAUGCCAGGGCUGCAAUCUUGGAACCCUGUGGAGUGGCUCAUCAGGCACUGGAAGAAAUAGAUCCAAAAGGAGAGACAAUCUUAAUUCAAGGAUGUGGGCCAGUGGGUCUGUUUGCUAUUGGACUGGCUAAAGUGAUGGGAGCCAAGAGAAUACUGGCAGCUGACAUUGUGGCGACAAGACUCCAGUCGGCCAUAAAAGUUGGAGCAAACGUUACCAUCGACUGUACCAAACAGUCACUCAGAGAUAUUGAGCCUUCACACGUACACCCACUGUCACAGUGAUGAGGGAGACAGAGGGAGAUGGAGUUGGCAGACUGGUGGAAGCCACUGGAGCUGCCUCCAUGGUCAACAGCUGCUUCUCUCUACUCAGGAAAGGUGGCCGAGUUGUUCUGAUUGGACUACCAAAGGAGCCCAUCCACAUAGAGCGGCCACUGGAGGACGUGAUAUUCAAGUCUCUGACACUAAAGACAGUCCACGGCCGAAAGAUAUUCCACACCUGGUCUGAGGUGGAGAGGAUCGUGCAUCAGAACAAGUUUAACAUGGAGCCACUGGUGACCCAUGACUUCCCUCUCUCCCAGUUUGAGGAGGCAUUCCGUGUCCUCAUGAGUGGUGAGGGGUGCAAGAUUCUCCUCACUCCUGGAUCUUAGGCUCUUAGCAGAACAACACAUUUGUACCGCAGCGGACAUGAUUCUAGUGCGCAUGCGCAAACAAUGUAGGCGUUGGUCCGGAGGGUGAGACGAACUCUCCACAAACAGCGGAGCGUAGUAUGAGACUGCAUUUCUCAAUAUCGCAGAGAUCGUGGGUUGCUACACUGCUGAGGGGUCACGUGAGAAGGAUGGCUCAGUCCUCCUCACAGUGCCAGCAGUUGCCACUGACGAUGGAGGACGUGAGAGAGGCGGAGGAGAGGAUCAAAAGCCAUAUCCACAAAACUCCCGUCUUGACUAGCUCUAAACUGGACUCUCUCUCUGGCCAUCGUCUGUUCUUCAAAUGUGAACUCUUCCAGAAGACAGGCUCUUUCAAGAUUAGAGGGGCAACUAAUAUGAUCAGGAAGAGGUUCCCGCCCGGCUCCGACCUGACUGGGGCGGCUGUCGUCACACACAGCAGCGGGAACCACGCCCAGGCGUUGGCUCUCGCCGCCCGGCAACGGGGAGUCUCCGCCCACAUCGUUAUGCCCGAGGGUGCCCCUGAAAUGAAGGCAGCUGCUGUGAGGGAGUAUGGAGGAACUAUCAUCUUCUGUGAGAACACUGAGCAGGCGAGGGUGAGGACAUGUGAGGAGGUGAUGGAGAGACUAGGACCAUCGGCUGUGCUAGUUCCAUCUUCCAACCACCCCGACAUCAUGGCAGGCCAGGGAACCAUUGCUACCGAGUUCCUCGCUCAGGUCCCAGAUCUGGAUGUGAUAGUGGGGAGUGUCAGUGUUGGCGGAAUGCUGGCUGGCAUCAGUGUGGCUGCCAAGAGCAUCAGGCCUGUCAUAAAGGUGGUAGCCGCUGAGCCGAAGAAUGCCGACGAUAUUGCUCGAUCUUUUGCAGCCGGGAGAAGGAUUGUCAAUGAGUCUCCUCCAACCACUGUGGCCGAUGCUCUCAGGAUGAGUGUGGGAGACAUUGUGUGGCCAGUGCUGCUGACCAAUCUGACCGGAGUCGUCACUGUCUCAGAACACGAAAUCAUCUCAACCAACAAGUUGGUGUGGGAGAGAUUGAAACUAGUGAUAGAGCCCUCAGCAGCCGUUGCCGUGGCAGCGGUGCUGAGUCCACAGUUUGGAGAGGUUGUGGGGUCACUGGGGCAACUGAAAGUGGGUGUGGUCUUGUGUGGUGGGAACAUGAACCUGGACCACCUCCCCUGGAUGACAUCAUAGCAACUAAAUAAAGACCACCCCACCUGGAUUACUAAAUAUAGACACACCUGAUGUCAUCAUUGUAAUCACGUCUAUUUUUAUACAAUCAACUUUUGACGAUGCAAUUGUUAUAGCCUGCGUCAUUAUUCCACAGUAAUUGAGAAAAAUAAAUCUCCACCCUUUUGGAAAGACAGGGAGGGGGGAAUGCAAUAA
Molecule: messenger RNA, 2658 nt
Organism: Geodia barretti
Lineage: Eukaryota; Metazoa; Porifera; Demospongiae; Tetractinellida; Geodiidae
Source: the annotation of a GenBank genome assembly